Messenger RNA from Clavispora lusitaniae ATCC 42720, 912 nucleotides. RefSeq lists its product as uncharacterized. Gene Ontology annotation, biological process: lipid homeostasis; nuclear envelope organization. Gene Ontology annotation, cellular component: nuclear envelope; nuclear membrane. The record is from RefSeq and is a predicted model, not a curated record. NCBI's taxonomy places the organism in Eukaryota, Fungi, Ascomycota, Pichiomycetes, Serinales, Metschnikowiaceae.
AUGCUGCUUCAUGGUGUGCGCGUGCAGUCUGCGCUGUUGCGCAUUACAUCCAUCGCACGCGCGAUUCAAUUCAUCUUGCAUCUCAUGUCCUUUGACACAUCCACCCCCAUAGGCCGAGCCACUGGCGCCGACAGCAUACCGCUUCUGCCGAUUGACAGCUUGGUAACGCCGCAGAACCCUGCAUCCAUACUUAAAAACAGCCCGUCCCAUCUGCGGCCCGAUAAUCCCCGCAGCCGUCGCGUCCUCUUUUCGCCCACCACAGAGGUGGUUUGUUUUGCCAGCGACACCGAGGCGGAAGAAACCCAUGAACAAGAACAAAGCCUGUGGCAGCGUAUGUUGGCCGAUCCGGCGGUGCCGUAUGUGCUUCUGCUUUACCUCCAACUUUUCCUCAACGUUGUGAUUGUAGCAGCGCUAUUGUACCUUGGAUACACGUUUGUGCGGACCGUAAGGCGGGACAUCGCCCAUAGAGUGGACAUGUAUACACUGGACGCCGUGCACGAGAUUCUGCGGUGCCUGCGCGAGUACUAUCGGAACCGGUGCAACGGGCAUGCGCGCGCGCCUGCCUUGGAGCACAGCUGCACCCAGUGGGAAAAGUGCAUGAAUCGCGACCCGCAGCAAUUGGGCCGAGCCCGCGUGACUGCGGAAACAUUAGCGGAUGUAGUCAAUGGGUUUGUGCGGCCGCUCAGUUGGAAGCUGGUGGCGGUAUUUUGUUUGGCCUUUGGCGGCGGCUUAGGCGCAGUCAACAUUGGCUUGGCGCGGUGCAGGCGCGCUGCAGACGCCAUGCGCGCGCCCAACCCUUUGCGCACGCGCACACGCACAGUCAACGUUGCGGAUGCGCACGACGAAGAGUCUCCGCUCCGCGCGCGGUCCUUCAUAAAGCCGGUUCUGGACAAACAAAAGAUGCUCCACUAG